UGCAAUUAUACAUGAACAAGCAGAAAGCCCGUAUUCCAUCCUCGCAGUUGACUGGCCUGUUCAAGGCAGAGUCCAUUCGCGUAAGACCGCUCUGUGUUCUGCAACUUGGUGCAUUGCAUAUGGUGACCAGGAUGUCGCAGAUUCCCUCAAUAUACCCAGCCUGCCGGAUCCCAUUGCAUCUGCGCUAGCGAGCGAUGUCGAGUAUCGUAUACACCAGGUGGUGGAGGAAGCAGCACGCUUCAUGCGACAUGCGAGACGAACAACGAUGACUACGUCGGAUAUCGACCAGGCGCUGCGCGUGCUCAACAUCGAACCACUGUACGGCCACUACCCGCACAAUCCACCUACGUUCCGCCGCGCCGGUCCUUAUCCACCAAACCAGGCCGCAGGCGCAGUCUACUUUGUAGAAGACGAAGAGAUCGACUUUGACCGCAUCAUCAAGGAGGAGAAAAUCUCGGUCCCAAAGGGCACUCGCUGGACCGCACACUGGCUCGCUGUCGAAGGCGUUCAACCCCUGAUACCCGAAAAUCCGCCUGCAAUACCUAAAGAGCACGAGCCGGAGGCGCAUGGUGUCAACGGUGUCGUGAAGGCUGCAUCCGCAGGCGGCUCCAUCUUCCCGCCCACACCACCCUCCUCUGACCGACCGUCCCCGAUCCAGGCCGUCAAGCGACCGUUGCAGCAGACGACGCAGCAGCAGCAGCUCGUCAAGCAAGUGCUCUCGCGCGAGCUCCAACUGUACUACACACGCCUCACUACGGCGCUGGUGCCCCCGGUCGACCAAACGAAACGUACAGCGGCACUCGCGAGUCUGCGGCACGACGCGGGUCUGCAGGCACUCCUGCCGUACCUCGUGCGCUGGGUCGCGGAGGGUGUGGUGGCGUCGCUCAGGACGGGUGCACAGAGCGACAACGACGGGAAGACGCUGGCGGUGCUGCUGGAGGUGAUUGGAGCGCUCCUGGACAACCCGACGCUCUUUGUCGAGCCUUACCUGCAUCAACUCUUGCCGCCAAUCCUGUCGACGCUCUUGCAUUCGUCCCUGCCGCCCGAACAUGCGACGCAUCUGCGGACGCUCGCAUCACAGACCCUGUCUCACUUGCUCACGCAACACUCCACAACGUAUCCGUCGCUGUCCCCACGGAUUGUCAAGACGCUGCUUCUCGCGUUGAUCGGCAAGGACAAGAGCAUGGGCACGCGAGAAGGCGCCAUCUGGGGACUCAUGGGCAUAGGCAAAGAAGCAAUCCGGAAGGGUGUGGUCGAAGGUGGAGGUGCGAAGGUCGUCGGUGCCGAAUGCGCGCUUGCGAUGGAGGACCAGGCGCAAUCAAGCUUGGUUGGCGCUGUUAUGGCAUCGUUCCGGAAGCUCAAUGGCCGGUCUGCGAAGCCCCAGCCCCUCGACACCGCGACUGAGUCAGAUGCUGCUAUCAUCCAGCGUCUGCGGGACACAUUGGGCGACUUCUUUGCGGACCGUCUGAUCGGCGACAAGGAGUGGGCUCUCAGCGUGCUGCAGGGUAACGAGGCGAGCUGACCACAGUCGCUCUCGGCAUGUUUGUCCACUAUGUAUCCCAGUGUAUUUGUUUGUCUGUGUGCCACACCCGCGU
Molecule: messenger RNA, 1595 nt
Organism: Phanerochaete carnosa HHB-10118-sp
Lineage: Eukaryota; Fungi; Basidiomycota; Agaricomycetes; Polyporales; Phanerochaetaceae
Exons: 4
Coding region: 266-1522 (418 amino acids)
Biological process (GO): transcription initiation at RNA polymerase II promoter; RNA polymerase II preinitiation complex assembly
Cellular component (GO): SLIK (SAGA-like) complex; transcription factor TFIID complex; SAGA complex
Molecular function (GO): transcription coactivator activity; RNA polymerase II general transcription initiation factor activity
Source: RefSeq, a predicted model, not a curated record